This is a messenger RNA of Zea mays, 1349 nucleotides long. RefSeq lists its product as uncharacterized. The transcript is spliced from 2 exons. Bases 747 to 1136 code for a protein of 129 amino acids. The record is from RefSeq and is marked predicted. Lineage: Eukaryota; Viridiplantae; Streptophyta; Magnoliopsida; Poales; Poaceae.
CUCUCCCGGCUCACAGACCUGCUGCAACCGAUCUUCUUCCUCCCCCAUCCGAGCUCCAUCUAGGACAACAACUUCUCCCUUACGCCAGCAGCAGGGAUCUCCUCCCUCUCCCAUCCAUGGGCGCGCACCCCCUCCCUGCGAGCUCUCUGCUUGGCUCCCCUGCUCCCAUGGUGUCCAACGCCUUCCUCUGUCCUAGACGCAGGGCGCCAGUGCGGCCUCGCCGAACUCCCCAUGGCGUCGAGCUUCUCCGUCGCGCCCCUGUGACGUGCCCAGCACGUCCGCCAUCCAUCCCUGUGCAGGCGCCCCUUUCCCCCAGCGGGAUUCCUCCUCUUCUCCCCAAGGCGCCUGGUCUUCUCCCCACCUCCGCCCAGGCAGCAGGAGCUCGACUCCAUGCUUGCCCCUAGCCGAACUCUCCUACAGAAGCUCCCCACAACGCCUUCUUCUUCAACCGCAACAAGCAGCAGACGCCCUCCUCCUCUCUGGUCGGCCUCCCAUGGCGCUGCUGCCCCCUUGGUGUACUUGCUGCAGUUCCAAGCCAGUCGCCGGUGCUCCCUGCUUCAACCCUGCACGACUCUCACUCCCAGGCUCUCAUCCUCGCCACCAGCCUGUGCAAGGGCCUGGCCGUCGGCCUUGCCUAGCAGCGAGAACCUGCCCCCGACACUCGCCAGUGCACGCUAGCCGUGCCGUCAUCGAUUUCCUUACUGCAGCGGGGUUCCCCCAAUGUCGCGCGCCACCUGUUCGACGAUAUGCACAGUAGCUGCAUGUCUCAGUUUAUCGCAGCAUCGAGCUCCUUCACCGGCGCCUGUCCAUGGCAGCAGUCCCGACGUGACGCUGUGGCCCUUAGUGAGGCACCUUGCUGUCCUAGCCGCUGGAUCGAGCUUUGUCCCAACCCGCAGCUUGCUAUCGUCGAGCAUUGGGCUUGCCAUCGAUGCCGUGUUUGUCGCGCACAGCAAAAACCACAGCGCCACGACUUGUUCCAGCUAAGCGAGAGGAGCCGCGUCGUCGAUCCGUGCAGCCCCGACGUCUCCACGUCUCGCUUCGCCGUCAAUCUGCAUGGCGCCUGCGCGGCGUCGUCGAAACCCGUGCCCUUGUCAUCACGCCUCGCGCAUCGCUCGUCGGCAAAGAGCCCAAGCUGAUGGCAUGCAUGCGCAACUCCAAUCGGAUUUUGGCCAGGUUGUUCACUUUAGAAAAAUUGUGAUUAUGUUUUAUUUACGAUUCAGUCGAUGGCGUAAAUAUAUGUGUGAAAAUAUAAUUGUGUGAAUGAAAGUGUGUAGGGAAGGAAAUGAAGUGGAAAAGAACUCGAGAAUUUUUAUUUUGAUAGGAAAAUAUGCGAUGCGUUAUUUGAUGCG